Rotaria socialis is the source of this 1185-nucleotide messenger RNA. NCBI's taxonomy places the organism in Eukaryota, Metazoa, Rotifera, Eurotatoria, Philodinida, Philodinidae. The record is from the annotation of a GenBank genome assembly.
AUGCUGCUUUAUUACAUUUGUAUAUGGUCUUUACUUAUCAUAAAAAGUAUUACUAAAGAAAAUGUCGACUUUCCUAUCUAUGGUUCCACUGCCGAUGGUUGGCAUUUUGUUCGAGAACUUUUUCAAGAAAAUUUCAUAGAACAACGAGAUUUAGGAGCAUCCGUAGCAAUUUAUCAUCAAGGAAAAUUAGUGGUCGAUUUAUGGGGUGGGUGGUUUAAUGAUAGAAAAUCGGAACCCUUUGAUAAUAAUACAUUACAAUUAGUAUUUUCAACAUCGAAAGGAUUAGUAGCUGUAGCUGUUGCACUUUGUGUUCAGCGAGGUCUCCUGGAUUAUUCAGCAUUAGUAACGACAUAUUGGCCUGAAUAUGGUCAAAAUGGGAAAGAAAAUACAACUACAACGAUGGUAAAUAAAUUAGAGCAACAAAACCCACUAUGGCCACCAGGCACAGCUCAUGGUUAUCAUACGGUGACCUAUGGGUGGUUAGCUGGUGAACUUGUUCGACGUGUAGACCCCAAGGGCAGAACUUUAGGAGAGUUUAUCCGUGAUGAAAUUGCUAAACCGUUAAAUAUCGAAUUUUAUAUUGGUUUACCACCAGAAGAAGAACAUCGUGUCUCGCCAUUAUAUUUGCAAACGAAUGAAAGCCAAUCUUCUCUCGAUACUUACAUUGCAUUCAAUAAUCCGAGCGCACAUCAGGCAGAAAUUCCUGCUGCCAAUGGAAUAACAAAUGCUCGAUCUGUAGCAAAACUUUAUGCAUCUCUUAUGAGUGACGUCGAUGACUUUAAAUACAAACGAUUAUUAAAUGAACAAAUCUUAAAAAUAGCAAUAAAGUCAAAUACACCCGAAAAUGAAAUAGAUUUAACAUCACAACUUCCAACUCAAUUUGGUAUGGGCUUUUUACUUAUGGAUCAAAAUUUUCCACCUUUGGCUCCUGGAAUAUUUGGUCAUAUUGGAGCUGGCGGAAGUGUUGGUUUUGCUGCACCAGCAAAAAACUUUUCAUUUGCCUAUGUUAUGAAUCGCAUAGAAACCGACAUACAAAGUGGUAUUGAUGCUCGUUAUAAAUCGAUGUUAAUCAAAAUUGCAGAUGCACUCAAUAAUAAUAAUUCCAGUUUCCAACGAAGACUUUCUCCAUAUUUAUUUAUUUUCUGUUCUAUUGUUUUUCUCUAUCAAUUUCCUUCUUCGCCAUAA